AUGGAUGAAUAUUCCCCCAAUUUGCAGUUGGGACAUAGCCUGCCAAAGCGUAGACUUGGCUUUGACUCAAGUGUGCCAGACGUUGACAGACUUGCAGGAUUGCACAAGGCUGAAAUUCAAACUCCGAGGACCUCACAUUUCACAGCACACAGUCAUCGCGCCGAGCCAAUGGAGUUUGCGUCUUCAUCACCAGUCUCAUCUCCUCCUCGACCAAACAGUCCUGCUUUUACCAGUACUACGUCAAGUAGUGCAACACGUGUUGAAUUAACUCCCUUGAAAUUCCUCAAGAAGGUCAACUACCUUGAGUCACCCCAUACAAUGGCUACUGAGCUCUUAUCUGGCUCUGACCAUUCAUUUUCUCCCAAGCUAUCCCCCUCCCUUUCAGGUUCUCCAAAGGUUUACCUAUCCCCAGUGGAAGAGAUCCCAUACCUUCCCGAUGUAAAGGAGAGCUUAUUGUAUAAGCCUGACCUCUUACAAUCGCCAAAGUCACCUUCCCGGGCAGCACACUUGCAUGAGAGAUCAUCCAAGAGGCCUAUUCCAUACCCUUCUAGGCAACUUCCACUUGAUAUUCAGGUAUUUGUCAUUUUCUUUGUUCUAAACCGUUCUUACAUGAUACAUUUAAAGCACGAGGAUGUGAUAUCUAAUGGCCUCUCACAGAUGAACGUUGACACGUUGUACAAAGCCUUUAAGGCAGUACUUGCUAGCCACGAGGUUACUUGCCUUCAAGUGGCAACAUCCCUAUGGCAGGUUGAGUGCGCAGAGCGUAUGACAGCCUUAAAUCAGGCGCUCCACAAGGAGAACAGAGCCCACCUCAAUAUCAAGGAUGAACAGCUGAAGAAGAUCAGAAAUUUCUUUUCUGAGUGCCAUCGCGCAGAAAUUGAUGACGACACAAUUUACCCUCAAGCCGUCUAUGACGAUGAGUGCGAAAUGCUUCGCACCAUCACUACCCAAGCAGACUUGGUCUCAAGAUGCCUGGGUCCAGGUGCCAGGCGUGAAUUACUGGCAUCUACUGGCGAGGGUCCCUACCUACCUCGUUUUGUUGGUACUUUGAAGAAUAGGGACAGCAUUACACAUACGCUGGGGGGUGGUUACACGGACACCGGUACUGAUAUGGACUCUGAUUCCAAUUCUGAUUCCAAUCACGGUGAAGAAGAUCAUCAUCAUCACGGUGGGCAGCCGGGCCCGCAGCGCCUGUUUGGCAUGCAGUUGUGA
This is a messenger RNA of Suillus discolor, 1212 nucleotides long. RefSeq lists its product as uncharacterized. The coding region runs from base 1 to 1212 and encodes 403 amino acids. NCBI's taxonomy places the organism in Eukaryota, Fungi, Basidiomycota, Agaricomycetes, Boletales, Suillaceae. The record is from RefSeq and is a predicted model, not a curated record. The transcript has 3 exons.